This is a messenger RNA of Pseudoliparis swirei, 2511 nucleotides long. It is a transcript of the gene rrh, whose product is annotated as retinal pigment epithelium-derived rhodopsin homolog. The transcript is spliced from 7 exons. Gene Ontology annotation, cellular component: membrane; photoreceptor outer segment. The record is from RefSeq and is a predicted model, not a curated record. Gene Ontology annotation, biological process: visual perception; G protein-coupled receptor signaling pathway. Lineage: Eukaryota; Metazoa; Chordata; Actinopteri; Perciformes; Liparidae. Gene Ontology annotation, molecular function: G protein-coupled receptor activity. The coding region runs from base 112 to 1122 and encodes 336 amino acids.
CUACGUCUCUUCUCUUUUAACUUUUUUUUUUCCGAUUACCUCCAAGACUAGUGGGGACAACGUUUACUUCCAUUAAGGGCCACUUUUGUGUUUUUUUUACCACGUAAAAAAAUGGCCAUUGACUCUGGAGUCAAUAUUUCAGAUGAUGUUGCACUUUAUGGGGGAAAAAGUGCCUUUACCCAACUGGAGCAUAACAUCGUGGCUGGAUAUCUUAUCACUGCAGGUGUCAUAAGUUUAUUAAGCAACAUUGUUGUGCUGCUCAUGUUUGUGAAGUUUAAGGAGCUUCGCACUGCUACCAACUUUAUUAUAAUCAAUCUGGCUCUUACUGACAUUGGAGUGGCCGGUAUUGGCUAUCCCAUGUCCGCGGCCUCAGACAUCCACGGCAGCUGGAAAUUUGGCUACGUAGGUUGUCAGAUCUAUGCAGCUCUGAACAUCUUCUUUGGCAUGGCCAGCAUCGGCCUGCUGACAGUGGUGGCCAUCGACCGAUACCUCACUAUCUGCAGACCAGACCUAGGGCAGAAAAUGACGAUGCGGUCAUAUAACCUUCUCAUCCUGGCGGCAUGGCUGAAUGCUGUGUUCUGGUCCUCCAUGCCCAUGGUGGGCUGGGCUGGCUAUGCACCCGACCCCAAAGGAGCUACAUGCACCAUCAACUGGAGAAAUAAUGACGCCUCUUUCAUCUCUUACACUAUGGCUGUGAUUGCUGUGAACUUUGUGUUGCCUCUGUCCGCCAUGUUUUACUGCUACUACAACGUGUCGGUGACUGUGAAGAGGUACAAAGCCAAUAACUGCCUGGACAGCGUCAACAUCGACUGGUCAGAUCAGAUAAACGUCACCAAGAUGUCCGUGGUAAUGAUCGUCAUGUUCCUGGUGGCCUGGUCUCCAUACUCCAUGGUCUGUCUCUGGGCCUCUUUCGGUGACCCCAAGACCAUCCCAACCGCCAUGGCUAUCAUUGCUCCACUCUUCGCCAAGUCCUCCACCUUUUACAACCCCUGCAUUUAUGUUAUUGCCAACAAAAAGUUCAGAAGAGCCAUCAUAGGGAUGCUUCGAUGUCAGACCAGGCAGCGAAUCACCAUCAAUACCCAGGUUCCCAUGACAACCUCCCAACAACCCCUGACCCAAUGAGGUGAAAUUAAGUUGAAUCAAAGUAGCCUAUCAUUAAAACCAUGUAUAGAAGAUUGCUUUGAUGGAUCAACAUAAAUUGGCAUCUGUGUUUUCCUCCCUAAUAAUCUAUCGCACUGUAGUGUUUACUGUGGCAUUGUAUUUAUUUAGUGUGUUCUACUUUCUUCAAUAACUAACUGACAAAUAAAUUCUUUCUGAGUUCUGCAUUCUUCAACUGCUUGACAGGAGCAUCCUCUUUGCUUGGAAAAGGCCAAAGAAAUACUUUACUUUUAUGUUCAUGUUUCAGAUACAGCGGUGCCACUUCUAAUCAGAUUCAAUAGGGUUUCAUUUAGUGACACGCUGACAUUGUCGCUCGCAUCAGAAUCUCAAGAAAGUUAAUUGGACAGGUAUGAAUUUGAACUAUGUACUGUCAGGCCAUGUAUUCUGAGACCCUGUUCACACCUGCCUUCGACAUGCGUUCCCACCUGGUAUUAAUUAGUAUGUGUCUGCAAGGGCUGCUGCACUCCCCUGCUCUAUAUGCAAAUAAACACGGAACAUCGUUUAUGGUUGCAAAGCAAAAAUGCAUUGUUGUUUUUCUCCAGUUUUUGUUUUGAAUGAUUUCAUUUACUUACGUGUGCCGAGCAAAUGAAGCUAUCAGUAGACUUAGUACAUAUUAUUUUAUGAACUGUGACACUGCAGACCACCUGUGUUUCACCAUCGAUAUUUGUCUUUCCCCCUCCCGAAAUCAGAGCCAACCCAAACCACCGAGGGGGGCCGCUUUUAUUUUAACAUGACAGAAAUACUUUUCAGCAAGGGUACUAAUGGCACCUCAAAUGCAAUAAGACAACUUUGCACAUUUCAGUGGUUUUUACUGGCUCUCUUGCAUGACACAUGCUUUAGGGAUGAUUGUAUCUUAAAGUGCUUUCAUAACUUUCAAUACAUUUUGACCGGAUAUUUCCUUAUUUGGAGGAACUUAUCAUCAUGUGGUCAUGUUGCAGUUUAAAUCCAUGCUUUUCCAAAAUGUCAUCAUUGUAUGUUUUUUUUUUUCAUAAGAAUAUCAAUUAUUGACCUAUCAAGUUGGUGUUUGUGCAGAAAUUUGAAGAAAUUCUCUCCAGGUUUUCCUGACGGUUUGAAUUUUUAAUACAAUGUGUAUAUAAUGUUGGGUUUUAAUAACUAUAACAAUGAUAUAACAAUGAAGACACAUAAACUAAUAAUUUUUUUGAAUAUUUAUCUGAAAAGUAGUGGUCAGGUGAACAAGGUAAAUUUCCCUAUGCAAUCUUGGGUUUGUAUAGUACUUUAAAGUAAAUGUAAUUUAUUAAUUUCCACCACUGACUACACAAAUAUUAAGGCAUUUAGUAGUAUAAUGGUCGCUGUUAUAUUAUUUAAGUAUUAUUAAAGCAAUAUCUGUCAUGA